This is a messenger RNA of Pygocentrus nattereri (red-bellied piranha), 2047 nucleotides long. RefSeq names its product rhomboid domain containing 1 (gene rhbdd1). The transcript is spliced from 8 exons. Bases 336 to 1355 code for a protein of 339 amino acids. Gene Ontology annotation, molecular function: serine-type endopeptidase activity. NCBI's taxonomy places the organism in Eukaryota, Metazoa, Chordata, Actinopteri, Characiformes, Serrasalmidae. The record is from RefSeq and is a predicted model, not a curated record. Gene Ontology annotation, cellular component: membrane.
UACUGUUUCGCGACGCCGCGUCAUCACGCUGUAAAUACGCGUUGGUAAACUUGUGAGCGUCCGCUCAGUGUCACGUGACUCACGUCGUCAUUUUGUUUUCUUCCGGCUUGUAGCAGCUCGGUGAUGAAAUCAAGUGAAACCAAAUCAGUUUAUAAGCUGAAUAAUCCGACGUGGCGUGUCUCUGAGCCGACAGUGCUGUGGGAAAGCCCGCUGCUUGUGACUGGAAGUUUGGGAUAAAGACAGCGGAGCUCCAGGCCGCGAAGGGACAGCGCCGGCCAGCCGAGGCGGCGCGGCUUCAUCCGUGUCUCCGGCUUUCUCGCUCCGCUCGCUCCGAGAUGCGUAACAGACAGCGAGGUGUUAGUCUCGGCCUUCUGUUGCUGGCUUCUCAGGUGUUCCAGCUGGGAAUAGACAACAUUCCCCCUGUCACAUUAGCAACACUGGGCCUCAAUGUCUACCUCUUUCUUUUUCCUCUUAAGCCCCUUCUUCAGACGUGUGUGAGCGUGCAGCAGGCUUACUGGAAAGGAGACUGGUAUCGUCUCCUUUUGUCCCCGUUCCAUCAUGUGGAUGACUGGCACCUCUAUUUCAACAUGGUGUCAUUGCUGUGGAAAGGAAUUAAACUGGAGACCAGGUUGGGCGGAGCUUGGUUUGCUUACCUGCUGUCUGUCUUCUCUCUGCUCACUGGAUUGGUCUACUUGCUCCUGGAGGCGGGACUCGCACAGUUGACCGAGGAUCAGUCCUUUGCCAUGCAGUGUGCUGUGGGUUUCUCAGGUGUACUGUUUGGGUUAAAAGUGGUGAAUAAUCAUUAUAAUCCGGGUGAAGUGAAAUACAUCAUGGGAGUGCCUGUGGCCAGUCGCUAUGCCUGCUGGGUGGAGCUUAUCCUCAUUCACAUUAUGAACCCGGGGACCUCAUUUGUGGGCCACCUGGCUGGUAUCCUGGUUGGGCUGCUCUACACUGCUGGGCCACUCCAGUCACUCAUGACAACAUUUGCAGGUUUUGUAAGCUCUAAUAGAAACUAUGGCAGGCCUUACACGUACUAUAAUUCUUCAGGAUACAGUGGAUACGGAAUGCCAUACCCUCCACGCGGUUCGCCGUAUUAUGGACAGGGCCCAUAUGGCUCCUACAACUCUAACACCUCCUACAGGGAGCAGUAUAGCACAAACGGGCCGUCUGCACCACCUCAGCAUCCAUACUCGGCUGGGCUAUCGGAAGAAGAGCAGUAUGAGGCGGCCAUAAGGGCCAGCCUUCGCGACCAAGGGGGCUCCACUCAAACCAGACCAUCCUAUGGAUUUAAUGUCAACUCUGACCCACCAAUUGAAGAACUGCGCCAACGCCGACUUCAGAGGUUUGACAGCUGAAGUGUUCUUAAAAUAUUAGAACAAUGUUUACAAGUUACAAAGGCGUGAUUGAAACGACCAAGCCAAAGGAUUAAAGGACGAUUCUGUGGCUGAAGAUGGCAUUCAUUGACGCUGUGAUGUCAUCACUGGCCACCUUCUGAAUGACACAUUUUGGUGUAAAACCACUUUACAGAACCCAUCUACCGUUUGCUAGACCACUUAUCAGCAACACUGCAUUUGUAUGUAUGUACGCAGUGGUAUUUACAGCUAACUAGUCAUAUAGUCAUAAGUAACUUUUCAUUAUGGCAGGAUAAAUUACUCUGAACAAGCUUUCCUGGAAUAAUAUUUAAAAUGCCUUAAGCCAACUUGUCCUGUUACUGGGAAUUCUACAGUUGAGAUCUUUUGUAUGGACACUUAUCCAGUGUCUCUGAUGCUGUGCACUUUGCCAAUCUGCGGAUUUAAUCGCCUUCGUGGUGCGUUGGGGUGUCAAAUGAAUGUAUGCAAUAAUGAAUUUAUGCGUAGUUGACCAUUUUAAGUGAAGGUAUUCUGGUAAUGCUAUGAUGUGCCUUUUUUUUAAAGGCACUGAGAGAUACAGGGAUGGAUGUGACUUUGCUUAGCAUUUCACAAACAGCAGUAAUUGGUAAAUGGUCAAUUAUUUCUUGGUAUUAUGAAAGGUUAUUUUUGUAAACAGAGAAUAAAUCCUACAUUCUGUA